AGGGUCAAAUUCCAUGUCCUUUUUUUCCCAGUGAGUCUUUGUGCUUAGCACCACAACUCUUCAGUCCGCAACCAGCAGAAAAAAGAGAGCCAUUGUGGGAAAUGUAACAGAAUGUCUCUGCCCUCAAACAAAGCAGCACAGACCAUCCCCCCUCACACCCUGACCAGGCUGGCACGAGAGUGGCUCGCAGAGGACACACCAAACUUUGACCUGGCAGGAGUGUCCGUAGGGUCACAGGAUGUUGAGGCAUGGCUACUGUGUAAAACCCCACACAGCGUCCUGGCGGGGAGCCCCUUCUUCACAGCAGUGUUCACUGAGGUUGGCUGCAGUGUGGACUGGAUUCACGAGGAGGGAGCUGAGAUUGGUCAAGAUUCCGUCACGUUGACUGCUGUGGUUCGAGGCCCAGCCAGGUGCCUCCUCCUCGGGGAAAGGCCGGCUCUCAACUGCCUGGCCCGGGCCUCGGGGAUCGCCACACGCUCCUCUCUGCUCCGGGCAACUACAACGGUGAGAGGUUGGCACGGAGAAGUGGCCGGCACGCGCAAAACCACACCGGGCUUCCGUCUGGUGGAAAAGUACGCCAUGCUGGUUGGCGGGGUGUCCAUGCACAGACAGGACCUGAGUGGAAUGGUGAUGCUGAAGGACAACCAUGUCUGGGCAUCAGGAAGCAUCACGCAGGCGGUGAAAGCUGCCCGCUCGGUGUCCGGCUUCAGCAGUAAGAUUGAGGUGGAGUGCCGCUGUGAAGAGGAGGGCAGGGAGGCCGCUGGAGCUGGAGCAGACAUUGUUAUGCUGGACAACUUUCAACCUCGGGAGCUCCAUGUUGCAGCCUGUGCACUGAAGAAGGAGUUCCCAACACUACUGAUCGAGGCCAGCGGAGGAGUGACUCCAGAGAACUUGGCUACGUAUUUGUCCCCGCAUGUCAACAUUAUUUCUCUGGGCUGCAUAACACAGGGAUGCCCCGUUGUCGACUUUUCUCUCAAGGUUCAAAGGCCUGUUGUUAACCCAAGGCUGCAGGAAUGAUGACAAUCCCAGAAUUUUUUUUAUUUUCUUUUCAGUUUCCAUUAUCUUCUGUUUCUAAUGAUGUUAGCAACAACUAACAUCCUGUUUGCUCACUGUGAUAAGAAUAAAAUAGAAAC
Messenger RNA from Pungitius pungitius (ninespine stickleback), 1133 nucleotides. Its product is annotated as nicotinate-nucleotide pyrophosphorylase [carboxylating]-like. The record is from RefSeq and is a predicted model, not a curated record. Lineage: Eukaryota; Metazoa; Chordata; Actinopteri; Perciformes; Gasterosteidae. Bases 112 to 1017 code for a protein of 301 amino acids. Gene Ontology annotation, molecular function: nicotinate-nucleotide diphosphorylase (carboxylating) activity. Gene Ontology annotation, biological process: NAD+ biosynthetic process; quinolinate catabolic process. Gene Ontology annotation, cellular component: cytoplasm. The transcript is spliced from 5 exons.